UGAACUUACAAUGUCAACAAAUCCUUUUAAAUUUUGAUUUCAAAUCGAUCGAUCAAACAAAAAAGGUGCUUGCUAUAAAAAUGUUCGGGAUCAAACAAAACGAAUGCGUUGGAUUCGAAUCGAGAUGGAAAGUGACAAAGUAGGAACCUGCUCUAUAAUAAAAAAAUACAAUAAGUAAUAUACUGCUAUUCUAGAGUGAAAACGGAAAGUUCAACGCAAACAUCAGAUUUUUCAUCAAACGAAAAAGGAACAAAUACAGCAGAAAGAGCAUGCAUAAACGUUCAAACUGACAACACAGCGCGAGAGGAAACAGCAGAAGCAGAUAUGGAAAGUCUAGCCUCGUGGCUAGGGAAAAUCUACCCCAAAGUGGAGAAAGCAAUGGAUGAAUGCACCACUUCACAGGCGUUCAGAGGGUACAGAAUGCAGGGUGAUUUGCAAGACGCAAAUUGUAAGCUUUUGCAAAGCAUCGGCGUUGUGAAUUCUCUCGAGGGUGGUAGCGGCGAUAAGUUGAUCAGAAUAUCUGAUAUCACUUGGAAUCAAACAGGCAAAUCUAUUGCAAUCUCCUGUAAUUCUGAACAUGAUUCCUGGUGCCAUCAUGCUGGAAAUGUUGCGAUUUUCACAUUGAACAGAGAUUGGAAAUUACCGGAAGCACCGAGACAAAAGUUGACAACGGAAAGUUGUAUCACGAGCCUAAAAUUUCAUCCAAUUCAUCCUGCAAUCAUUGCCGCAGGAACAUUCACUGGCAGCGUAAAAAUUUGGAAUAUUCAAAACGAGGAAGAAGAAGAUUUCAUUAGGAAAGAAAACGUGCAUUCUGACGCAAUCACUCAAAUAUCUUGGGUAGAAGAUGUUGAUUUGUCCAAAGAUAUUUUACUCGCGACGUCUAGCACCGAUGGGUAUUUGAAAUUGUGGAACUCUAAGACUAGUCCUUUUGCUUUGAGUUUGAAAGUCAGCUUCAAGAUUAAGAUCCCCCUAUUCGGUGCAGCGACAAAAAAUACUGACGUGAGAAGCGCUACCGAAAAAAACAUCCAAGGAAUCGUGGCUUUCGACUUUUCCCAUCACUCACCAGAAAUGUUUGUGGUUGCUCUAGAAGGUGGUUGUAUAGCACGUUGUUCCACUUUAGGAGCUUUUGAACUUAAAGAAAGUACUAAAGAUAAUAAAGUAUUCGAUCCGCUAUCCAAGUAUUACGAACCACAUGACGGUGAAGUAACUUCCAUAAGUUUUUCACCUAUGCGUAGUGAGAUGUUUAUGACUUGUGGAACUGAUGGCGAACUUCGAAUAUAUUUGAUUGGACAGGAGGAACCAGCUCAAGUUAUUUUUCUAAAAGACACCCUGCUUGACGUUGUCUUUGUUCCCUACGAAGAAAAGCUUAUAGCCGGAUGUGGAUUAAAAGGGAUGCUGGAAAUUUUCAAUGUCGUUAAAGGGCAAGCAUUGGAUGAUGUGACUACUGAAGACGUCAAAAAGACUACAUUGACCAAACUGGCUGUCAAUAAGAAGAAGACAAACAUUGUUGCGCUUGGAAGUACCAAUGGAGAACUGCAACUGUGGAGCGUACCUUGGAUUUUGUUUUCGAUUAAAUAAUUCACUUUUUUAUGGUAUUUCAAAUAUUUUGUUAUAAUUGUAUAUGUCGUUUUCUAUAAAUAUACACUAGCUCUCAACUAUUAUGUAAGCUUUGAAAAACUUGAAAUUUUUGGAAAUUUGGAAAUCUUGAAGAUUUUGAAAAUGUUGAAAAUUAUAGAAAUUUUGAAAAGUUUAAAGACUUAAGAAUUUGAAAAACUUGAAAAUUAUGUGAAUUUGGAAAAU
This is a messenger RNA of Acanthoscelides obtectus, 1800 nucleotides long. The record is from the annotation of a GenBank genome assembly. Lineage: Eukaryota; Metazoa; Arthropoda; Insecta; Coleoptera; Chrysomelidae.